Messenger RNA from Penicilliopsis zonata CBS 506.65, 758 nucleotides. RefSeq lists its product as hypothetical. Lineage: Eukaryota; Fungi; Ascomycota; Eurotiomycetes; Eurotiales; Aspergillaceae. The record is from RefSeq and is a predicted model, not a curated record. The transcript has 2 exons. The coding region runs from base 23 to 691 and encodes 222 amino acids.
CUUGAGUCUUUACCAAUCCAUCAUGAAGAUCGGUAGCAUCAUUUCCGGCGUUGUCUUGGCCGCCAUCGCCUCUACCGCGGUUGCCAGUCCUGUUGCCAGUGGCGAUCACCAUCCUGGCGGAGUGGACACUCAGCAGGGUCAUCAUGACCAUCCCGGAAAGCGAGCCGAACCCUGGGGACACCCAGGCCCCAAGGACCCUGGGAGCCACCCCAAGAGAGGCGAUGAGGAUCAGAAACAUCAAGAUCCCCACAGCAAGUCGGGUGGCCAUCCUCACAAGCGUGAGGACGAGCAUCACCAUCCGAAGGGUGGGGAGAGUCCCAGUCAUGGACGCCAGCCUGACCACAACCAGGCGAAGCGUGAGGAUGAGCAUCAUCCCCAAGGCGGAGAGGGCCCCAGACAUGGGCGUCAGCCUGGUCAGAACCAGGUGAAGCGUGAGGAUGAGCAUCAUCCUCAAGGCGGAGAGGGUCCCAGUCAUGGACGCAAGCCUGACCACAACCAGGUGAAGCGUGAGGAUGAGCAUCAUCCCCAAGGCGGAGAGGGCCCCAGUCAUGGGCGUCAGCCCAAUGAGGGUCAGGGGAAGCGGGACGAUGACCACCACCAUCACGGUGGGAAACCCGAGCACGGACAGAAGCGUGAUGAAGAUGAGGAGUCUCAUAAGAAGGAUCCGAAGCACGACAAGCCUGGACACUAGAUAGUUAUAUUAGCAUACUGCUUAAGAACUGCUGAUAGAUCAAUCAAUUGGGGAUGCCCUUGGAAUU